AUGGCGUCCCCAAAACUCAAGAUCCUUGCGCUCCUCGGGCUCGUCUCCCCCGAGGCCCUUGCUCAGCUCUUCACGGUCAACUGCGCGCCGCUGACAACCUUCCGCGGAGACCCCAUCGUCUUUCCGGGCGUCUUGUCUUCUCACGUCCACGCCGUAGUGGGCGGCACGCGGUUUGCCCUCAGCCUGACCAACGAGGAAGCCAGGAACGCCAAGGCCACGACCUGCGACAAGGUGCUGGACAAGAGCAACUACUGGCAGCCGCUCAUGUACCACCAGCGGCGGGACGGCAAGUUUGAGGUGGUGGAGAUGCAGGGCAUAGCUGCGUAUUACAUUGACCGAGCGUGCGACUACGCGCCGGGUCGCAAGAACUGCCGCGGCAUGCCGCAUGCCAAGGCGCCGCCAAAGGGCCUCCGUAUGAUCGUCGGAGAUCCCUCUCUCAGAACGUAUAACCGCUCGAACCCGGAGCAGCGGGCCAUUUCCCACGUCUGCCUGGGGAAGAACAACUCGGGCGAGACGCCGAACCUUCCCACGCAGCAGUGCGAGCGGAUGCGAACCGAGACCUUCUUCCCUUCCUGCUGGGACGGCAAGAACCUGGACAGCAGCAACCACAAAAGCCACAUGGCGUUCCCGGCCAUUGGCGACUACAACACGGGCGUGUGCCCCGAGUCGCACCCCGUCGCCAUCCUCUCCGUCUUCUUUGAGUUCUUCCACAACACAAACGCCAUCAAGGACUUCAACCGCCUCGUGUGGGCCCACGGCGACGCCACCGGCUACGGGCUGCACGGCGACUUCCUCAACGGCUGGAGCGACCAGGAUGCGCUGGAACGUGCCAUUGCCACCUGCACCGGAGCACGGGGCGUCAACGACCCCGGGUGUAGCUUGAACGUCGGUCCUAACGGGCCUGGUCGGGCUAGCCGGCAGCCGCUCGAGAGGGCUGCGCCGACCGAGGACAUUGGACUGCAGGGGCCGCUGGACAAGUUGCCGGGGAACAAUCCCGUGACCCCGUGA
Ustilaginoidea virens is the source of this 1008-nucleotide messenger RNA. RefSeq lists its product as uncharacterized. The transcript has 4 exons. Bases 1 to 1008 code for a protein of 335 amino acids. NCBI's taxonomy places the organism in Eukaryota, Fungi, Ascomycota, Sordariomycetes, Hypocreales, Clavicipitaceae. The record is from RefSeq and is a predicted model, not a curated record.